Molecule: messenger RNA, 705 nt
Organism: Endocarpon pusillum Z07020
Lineage: Eukaryota; Fungi; Ascomycota; Eurotiomycetes; Verrucariales; Verrucariaceae
Exons: 2
Coding region: 1-705 (234 amino acids)
Biological process (GO): D-sorbitol catabolic process
Molecular function (GO): L-iditol 2-dehydrogenase (NAD+) activity
Source: RefSeq, a predicted model, not a curated record
AUGUGCCACCGCCUGCCCGAGUCCGUCACAUUCGGAAUGGGCGCUCUUGUAGAACCACUUGCAGUAUCACUCCAUGCCAUCAAAAGGUCAAUCAGUGGUCGUAGUGGGACUGGUGGUCCAUUGCCCGGGUCAAGCGCAUUCGUCUUGGGAGCCGGUACAAUUGGCAUGCUCACCGCAACCGCUCUUUCUGUGAUGGGUGUAGCUGAGAUAGUGAUCGCAGAUAUUGACAUCAAACGGCUAGCAAUAGCGGCGAGAUUAGGUGGUGGAAGGUACAAACUGCAGACAAAUCUUCUGCCACGAGAGUCACCAGCGGAGAAUAUAAUAGAAGCAUUUAGACCAUGCACAGUCAUUAGCCGAAGAACUGAAAACAGCCUUUGGGUUACCGAAUGGCUUCUCUCGCGUCUUCGAGUGCACAGGAAUGCAAACAUGUGUCCAGAUGGGCAUCUUCGCCGCAGCCACCCGUGGGAAAUUAGUCUGGGGUCGGGAUGGGCACACCCACUCAGGCCUUACCACUCGCGGCCGCUGCGCUGCGAGAAGUGGACAUCAUCGGCGUCUUCAGGCAAGCUGGAUGGCGUAGCAGAGGCACUGGUAACCCACCGAGUACCGCUAGCGGAAGGCCAAAGGGCAUUCAGAAUUGUUGCGAAUCAGACAAGAGAUGGAGAGGAUGAAGGCAGAGUAGCUGUGAAGGUGGUGGUCGUUUCGUGA